This is a messenger RNA of Arachis ipaensis, 924 nucleotides long. It is a transcript of the gene PFD1, whose product is annotated as PREFOLDIN 1. Lineage: Eukaryota; Viridiplantae; Streptophyta; Magnoliopsida; Fabales; Fabaceae. Gene Ontology annotation, cellular component: cytoplasm; prefoldin complex. Gene Ontology annotation, biological process: protein folding. Gene Ontology annotation, molecular function: protein folding chaperone. The record is from RefSeq and is a predicted model, not a curated record.
CUCUUUCACAAUCCCUUUUCUCUCCCUCUCAAACUUUUACAUUACUGCAGCUGGACCAUCAGAAGGAAUCGCCGCGGUGAGCGUCCUGCAUCCGCCUUCUAGACCAUCAAGAAGGCCAUCGACGUCACUCUCGUCAACGACACUCCCUCUUCUUCCUCCAUCCUACCUACUCUCUCUCUCUCUCUCUCUCUCUCUCUCUCUCUCUCUCUCUCUGCAGACGUGCACCCCUCGUCAUUUCAGGGAGAAUAAAGGAUUAUCUUUUCAAGACUGAUAGAGAUGGCAGAUGAAGCCAACAGAACUGCAUUCCUUGAAAUUCAAGGUCGCAUGAUUGAGAGUACUGGAAAAAUGAAACAGGUGCAAAACCAGAUGCGUUCCAAAGAAGCAGAAAAGAAACGGGCUUAUUUGACCUUGGAGGAGCUGAAGCAGUUACCUGAUGAUACUAAUGUUUACAAAUCCAUUGGGAGAACGUUUGUGCUAGAGUCGAAGGCAGCGUUAAUGAAUGAACAGGAGAACAAGUUCAAGGACAGUGAAGCUUCAAUUAUCUCAUUACAGAGCUCGAAAGAAUAUUUGGAGAAGCAGAUAGCAGAGGUUGAAAACAAUUUGAGAGAGCUGUUACAACAAGAUCCUGGUCUUGCACGUCAAAUUAUGUCGAUGAAUGUAUGAUGUAAACUUCCUAUGAUUGAGAUUAACAACCAUUGUCCCGUAAGUCCUUAUUUAGGGCAUUCGAGCAAAUAGAAAAUUCACGACAUGAGAAUGCAAAGGAAUGAGUUGCCUGCUUUAGUGAAUGAUUUGCUACCCUCUUUGAAAUGUUUAGUUUGACUUUGUAGGAUUGUUGUAUGUUAUCUUAAUUUGUAGAUGAUCAUGUUACAUGUUUGCAAUUUCAUAUAAAAUUGUGAGACUUAGGUGUGCUUAUCCAAGCAGAAA